AUGAGACCCUUUGACAGUGGACACGAAGAUUUGAUACACGACGUUGCUUACGAUUUUUACGGAAGAUUCGUUGCAACAUGUUCAUCAGAUCAACACAUUAAGGUCUUCAAAUUAGAUAAAGAAACUACUAAGUGGGAAAUAAGUGACUCAUGGAAAGCUCACAAUAGUAGUAUUGUAUCGAUUGAUUGGGCUAGUCCGGAAUAUGGACGUAUCAUUGCAUCUGCCUCAUACGACAAGACAGUAAAAAUAUGGGAAGAAAAUCCUGAUCAGAAUGAAAAUUCGGGUCGUCGUUGGAAUAAAUUAUGUACCUUAAAUGAUUCUAAUGGUUCUCUUUACGAUGUCAAGUUUGCUCCUUCCCAUUUAGGUUUGAGAUUGGCAUGUAUCGGUAACGAUGGUAUUUUAAGAAUAUACGACGCUUUGGAACCUUCUGAUUUAAGAUCGUGGACUUUAACUAUCGAAAUUAAAACUUUACAGACCCCACCAGCUAACAAUUUACAAUCAGAUUUCUGUUUAUCGUGGUGUCCUUCGAGAUUCUCUACAGAAAAAUUGGCUGUAUGUGUUCUAGAUCAAGCUCUUAUAUAUCAAAGGGGGAAGGAUAAUAAAUUCCAAAUCAUAGGAAAAUUAUUAGGACAUAAGGGUCUAGUAAGAAGUAUAAGUUGGGCUCCAUCUAUUGGUAGAUGGUAUCAAUUGAUUGCCACUGGUUGCAAAGAUGGGAAAGUUCGUAUUUACAAAUUGACCGAAAGAUUAGGAAACGGAGAAUCUAUAUCUGAGUCAAGUGAUAAUCUAUUAGUUGAUGGUACACCAGAUAAAGAAAAUUUAGAACCAACUUUAGAAAUUGAAUUAUUAAGUGAACAUGAUGAUCACAAAUCUGAGGUAUGGUCUGUCUCUUGGAAUUUAACAGGCACAAUUUUAAGUAGUGCAGGGGAAGAUGGUAAAGUCCGUUUAUGGAAAUCGACAUAUUCUAAUGAGUUUAAAUGUAUGUCGGUUAUUAAUGCACAACAGUGA
Maudiozyma barnettii is the source of this 1005-nucleotide messenger RNA. RefSeq names its product Seh1p (gene SEH1). The transcript has a single exon. Gene Ontology annotation, cellular component: nuclear pore outer ring; Seh1-associated complex. NCBI's taxonomy places the organism in Eukaryota, Fungi, Ascomycota, Saccharomycetes, Saccharomycetales, Saccharomycetaceae. The record is from RefSeq and is a predicted model, not a curated record. Gene Ontology annotation, molecular function: protein binding; structural molecule activity. The coding region runs from base 1 to 1005 and encodes 334 amino acids. Gene Ontology annotation, biological process: cellular response to amino acid starvation; positive regulation of TORC1 signaling.